This is a messenger RNA of Anguilla anguilla (European eel), 1332 nucleotides long. RefSeq names its product olfactory receptor 51F2-like. The transcript has 2 exons. NCBI's taxonomy places the organism in Eukaryota, Metazoa, Chordata, Actinopteri, Anguilliformes, Anguillidae. Bases 205 to 1188 code for a protein of 327 amino acids. Gene Ontology annotation, molecular function: G protein-coupled receptor activity; olfactory receptor activity. Gene Ontology annotation, biological process: G protein-coupled receptor signaling pathway. Gene Ontology annotation, cellular component: membrane. The record is from RefSeq and is a predicted model, not a curated record.
UCUAUGAUCAAGUUCCAAGGCCACACAUCUACUAAAAGCGAAAUAUUGAAAUACACUGGCUUUCUAACAAUAAUUUUUUUUUUCCAUGUUUAAGAUAUAAACAUUGAUGAAAGAUUUAGCCUGUGCAAGUUUCCAUAAAGUUAUUGGCCCUAAAGGACUGGUUUUUCAGGGGGUGAGAAACAGUGAGGAGCAAACAAACCUGCAAUGAGGACCCUGAAUUCGAUCUUCAUUCUGAACACAACGAUUGUGCGUCCUGAGUUCUUUUUCAUAAGUGGCCUAGCUGGUAUUCCCCACACAAAAUACUACUAUUCGUUCUUGUGCUUUAUUUACAUUUUGUCUCUACUGGGAAACCCAUUUGUCAUGUUUAUGAUUUACAGUGACCACUGUCUUCACAGUCCAAAAUGCAUUGCAGUGUUUAAUUUGGCUGUGACUGACUUGUGUGUAAGCACAGCAAUCGUUCCUCAGGUGAUUGACACCUUCCUGUUUAAAUCACAUUUAAUCUCCUACGAGGCCUGCUUGACCAAUAUGUUUUUUGUUUAUUGGUUUCUCACAAUGCAGUCUUUCACUCUCACAGUUAUGUCCUACGACAGAUAUGUUGCUAUAUGCUUCCCACUGAGAUACAAUGAGAUUGUGACUAAUAAAUCAAUGUUGCUGAUCACAGCUAUAACAUGGAUUAUUGCAGGACAGGCUAAUUUCAUACCUGUAGUUUUUGUCAGCAGACUGUCAUUCUGCAAAUCCAUUGUGAUAAACAGUCAUUUCUGUGAUUAUGGACCCACAUUCCGGUUAGCGUGCAAUGACAACACUCCAAAUUAUGUGAUUGGUUGGACUCAUUCUGUUAUGAUUCUCUGGUUUCCAGUUCUUUUUAUCACAGGCACAUAUAUUUCUAUAGCCAGAGCAUUAUUAAAAAUUGCAGCAGCCUCAGAGCGCCUCAAAGCCAUGAAAACCUGCACUGCACAUUUGAUCUUGGUGGGUCUGUUUUAUCUUCCUAUAUGUUUCACCUAUGGAUUAGGCUCCAGAAUUCACCAGAACGCCAGGAUUAUUAACACAUCUUUGGGGAUGGUCUUGCCGUCGAUACUGAAUCCAAUCAUUUACUCGUUGAAGACAGAAGAAUUCACAGAAUCCAUUAAAAGGUUAUACAGAAGAAAAAAGACACACAUCACUGGAAGGAAACAAUUAAUAAAUGGUUGAUUCACAAAUAACUAGCUGGCAAGUUUGUGUCUUUUUUUUUUUUUACCUGUAAGAGCAAUUCACAGAUUUUAUCCAAUGAAAGGGAGUCCAGUGACAUAUAUGAAAAACAAGCAGAUUAGGCUGUGAAUAAGUACAGUUGCUUUU